Molecule: messenger RNA, 3084 nt
Organism: Orussus abietinus
Lineage: Eukaryota; Metazoa; Arthropoda; Insecta; Hymenoptera; Orussidae
Product: CRE-binding bZIP protein SKO1
Exons: 3
Coding region: 307-1440 (377 amino acids)
Biological process (GO): regulation of DNA-templated transcription
Molecular function (GO): DNA-binding transcription factor activity
Source: RefSeq, a predicted model, not a curated record
GUUACUGCCCCUCACUGCCCCUUGCCAUCCUCUCCGUCCUGUGCCAAUUCCAGUCAAUUCCGCAGUUCGGCAACUGUUGGCAACUGUCGUCUGAGCUCGCAACGAGAGAAGAAAAAGUUUCGUCGUCCUAUCAACGGAUAGAGAAAAUGUCCAUCUGCAAAGGGCCACGUCAGUAAAUGCCCGCCCAAUUGCGUCAGAUUUUCGGAGCAGCGAGGAACCGAGGGACACCCGCAGUAAGUGACACUCCCGUUUUCGAGCUGGUCGAGCAUUCCGAGUUGCGUCGCUAAAGAGCGAACUUUUCGCCUUAUGCUCGUGCCAAAACGGAGAUCGGCGAUGUCGAGGAAGCGUCGUUCUAACCUAACCGAUGAGAGCUCAUCCGAGGAAGAGAGUCAGGCGAGUCCCUUGUCGAACUUUGAAUCGUCAAAGGAUGCGAUGAGUACCCGUAAACGAAAAGAGAGUGCGAAUUCCAACUACUCGGAUGAAGUGCGGGUUGGCCGGAGGGGCCGCGGCCCCUCGAAGAGGCCCUGUUUGAACAGGAACGCGCUAAUGGCUAGGGAGAACAGACAGAGAAAAAAGGAGUAUCUUCAGAAGAUCGAGAACAAGUUGUCAUUUUACCAGCAGGAGAACAAAAAUCUUAACGCUGUAAUCCAGAAGCAGGGGAUCGAUGUCAAACGGCUCAACGGAGAGGUCGCCUACCUGCGAAGUGUCCUCAAAAACAAUACGAGCAUCACGGCUCUGCUUCAGUCGAUGAACGACGGGCUCAGUCGGAUCUGUCAGCAGAGGACAAAGGAGCAACAGAGUUCUAACAACAGAGAAAGUCUCAAAGAUGGGCAAGAUAUGAGAGCCGAGCUUGGCGCAUGGGAACAGUUAAAUGAUACCAAAAAUGAUGGUCUGGACAAAGGAGAUGUCUUAGGGAAUUGUUUUCGGAAGAACGACCGUGAAGCGAUAAUAGAAAAUAGUUAUAACACCAAAACAAUGACAAAUGCUUGGUCCACAUUGAAAAACCAGCAUCCCAUUGCUGGGAAAACAGCACAUCCAUUCUUAAAGUCGGAUCAUACGUACACAAAUCCUAAGGAAAAUGAGAACGCAAUCGAUUCAAAGUACCAAAUCUGUCCAGACAGUAAUGAUGCCAAAAACUUCGAGCACUUACUUCCAAUCACGCCAAGCAGUCUAACAAAUUCUGAUGAGAAAGUCGACGUCAAUUUUUCGGACGUCGAACUGAGCAAUCUGUCCACAUUGGGCAUAGAUGUGUUAGAUGACUUUAGAUUGAACACCGGAUUGGCUAUGCUCGAACAGCCUGAAAGUUCCGACGGCUUUCGGGAAAAUUUCUUUGAGAAGAUCGACGACGCUGGAAUCUGUCUUCAUGUUAACUCAGGGAAGGUCUCGCUGGAAUUUUGUUCCAUAUGUCAUCUGAACAGCCUGAAUUCUGAAGCAGAGUGAAGGAAGAGGAAACAAUGGUUUGGCAUUACCUUUGGCGAAGAAGAAAUCUCUGAUGCAGGAAGAAGAAGAGGAUUCCAUUACUUGGAGCUUAGUAAUGUUAACAUGCUCCCAUUUAUUGGGAGCUAUAAAGAAUGGUCGGUAUAGAGCCUUUCAGAUAGGUUUAAGUGGUACAACAUUGACAUGGCAAAGGUCAAUCUCCAGACUUUGGUAAUGCCAACUCGGUUUCUAUGGUUUUAUAUUCCAUUGGGUUUACUCACGACCACAUUUUCUUAGCCAUUUUAUUUUUCUACUACGCUGCCACAAAGCAUCAGUAUAUACUACCAAUACCAUCAUAAUUCAAUUUCAAUUUCAAUGAUUUAUUGUCAUAUUAUAUUGUAAAAUAGUCACCAUUAGAUGUAAGUUUUAUAAGAAAGAAUCAUCGCGUGUAAAGAUGUCAUGCAGCUGGUGCUUGAUAUUUGAUGCGUUGUAUGUAGGUUAACUGUAUAUAUACAUAUAACUGUCAGUAUUAACUAUCCUCCGAGAUUGUUUAAAGUGUUUCCUUUUUGCAGGAUGACGGCACGAUGGAAUCAAAGCAGUUAUCAGGGAAUUGUUGCAAAAGUUUUUAUGUAAUCGGUCGAGAGAUUCCGGAGCUGUGAUCGUCCUUAUUGCUUAUCAAACGUGUCGCAUCCUGCACAGGUUGAGUAUGAACGUAUCACCAAGUUUCCACAAUUCUCUACAAGCUUCGAACUUGACACCAAGUAAUUUUCCAAAACCGAGCAGACAUCAAAAUUAUUAAUAAAAAGAAAAUAUCAAUCCUAUGAAAUUGUUAACAUUUCCUUCAGUGGACAUGGUUCUUUAUUUUGAUGAUAAUGUUUUAGAAACAUUUAUGUUUUGAUUCAGAGUUUGCUUCAGUAAAUUUUACUUCAACGUUGAAAACUUGUAUUGGUUUUUGUAAACUUAAAUACAUCAGUAUCCCAGUAGGAUUUAAGGGUUAGAAUGAUUUCGUAAAUCAAUUUAAUUGAAACAAUUGGAAAAGAUGAGGUUACGAGUAAAUGUCAAGUGGCUUAUCCUUGUUCAAUAGUCUCUUAAUGAUUGUUUGGUGUGCUUAUAUUUAUUAGUAAAUUCUUGAAGCUACUGAAAACGUACAAAAUGACGGCCGCGGUCUCAUCAUUUGGUUAUUUAAGUUUCAGCUGCAUCCAGGGAGUGCACACCGUGGAACACAGGGAGUCUCUCCGAUCAUCUCUCUUCGCCUUGGGUAAUUUAAUUCUUGAAAUUGGAGAUUCCCUUUAACUUCAUGGACAACGGUGUCGCAGUAAGAUUUGCCUAAUACACUUUUAGUUACUCUCUUUGGAGGCAGCACCUUAUGGCAGAGCUAAUUUGGUAUCGCAAGCUUUUGGAGAAGCUAAUUUUGGGAAACACAAUGGGAUGAUCUCGGAGGAUGUUAAUGGCAGUUCUUAAAUAACAAUAGCCUAAGAAAAUGUCAAAACACUAUUUGUAUGAAUUAUAGACAAAGUAAUUGACAAAAACCUAUUAGUUCAUUUUGUUGAACUCUGAUAACUAUUUAGUUAUAUAAAUGCAAGAAGCAUUGUUGCAACUUGCCAGGACAUAGUUCAGACAUAUUAUAUAUGUAAGACUGGAAAAAUAAAACCCAUGUAUUUGUUUUGA